This is a messenger RNA of Arvicanthis niloticus (Nile rat), 7674 nucleotides long. RefSeq names its product SPG11 vesicle trafficking associated, spatacsin (gene Spg11). Gene Ontology annotation, molecular function: protein binding. Gene Ontology annotation, biological process: axo-dendritic transport; chemical synaptic transmission; synaptic vesicle transport. NCBI's taxonomy places the organism in Eukaryota, Metazoa, Chordata, Mammalia, Rodentia, Muridae. The record is from RefSeq and is a predicted model, not a curated record. Gene Ontology annotation, cellular component: synapse; axon; cytoplasm.
GCCCGGGCGAAGAUGGCUGGCGAGCCAGGGCCCGGAAGUGCUGCCUCCCCCGGCUGUGCCGGGGCCAUGGAGCGGGUUCUACCCAUGCUGCUGGUGCGGAUCCCUGCCGAGGAGACGGCGCAGCUGGGACCGCGGGCUCAGCUGCACCGAGAGCUAGAGGCCCUGGGGAGCCUGACGGCUGCGGGCAGUCUCCAAGUGCUUUCCUUGGCGCCGGGCAGUAGGGGUGGAAGCAGCUGCUGCCUCCAAGGCCCCUUUAGGCAGUUCCUGUGGGAGGAGUCUCAGAGCAGCACAUUAACAGACAAGCCCAAACUGGUUGUUGCUAGAGAUGAUUAUGAACUGCUGGUGUAUGAAUUUGACUUGAGAGAUGGAAGAUGUGACGCAGCCUUGUUACACAGCUGCUGUGGGAGGACGCUGCAGAAGCUCACUGAAGAUCAAGGUGUCAGUAUCUCCUUCAAGUCUUUGAGAAUUCUGUCAUUUCACAACGACAUGUCAUUACUGCUCAUCAACAGAUGCCUCAUCCUACGGCUCUUGUUUCCGGGGAGAGACUCUGGGAUUCAAGUGCUAGACUGCCUGUCACUGCCCUUGCCUGCACAGGCAGAGGACAGGAUCUCUGAUGUGCAGCUCUGCAGGAGAUUUCUUUUUGUUCUGAGUACACUAGGCCGGAUUUAUAUUUUUGACACUGUGGGUGGCAUGCAUGUAGCACUUGUGGACUUGGCUCUUCUCAGAGGAGAUUCUGAGCAGCAGGAGCCCGCCAGCAGUUCCUCCUUCACAUCACUGAAAGUGUCUCAGGACUUAGAUGUUUUGGUGCUUGUCAGCUCAUCCAAUACUGCAGUCGCUCUUAACCUACAUCUGUAUUUCAGGCAACACCCAGAACACCUACUAUGUGAAGGCACACUGGCAGACCUUCCUAUUGAAGGGCCUGCAGGAAUAGAUGAAGACGACCUGGUUAACUCUGUCCACAACAUGAACCUGACCACGGUGUCCUUUCAAGUUGAUAGGUCCUGGAGAGCCCAGCUGUCAUCACUGAAUGAAGCAGCGAGGAGCUCCAGGAGCUCUGAACCAGAGGUUUCCUGCUGUGCUCCCUGGUUCCAGAGUGCUUUGUGUUUGGAGUCCCUGGAACCUGGUAACCCCACUCCCAUUGUGCCAAACCACGUUGUCCUUCCAGGGGAUGUCUCGUGUGGCCAAUGUGCUUUUCCUCAGAAGGAACACAUCAAGACCAGGGAUCCAGGAAGGCCAUGGACCACAAUGCACCUGAGUGAACAAGAGCAGCCCACAGAGCUCAAGUGUCUGUCUGUGACGGGAUUUUCGGCACUGUUUACUUGGGCAGUAGGAACAACCAGCUGCACCAUCGUCCUCUGGGACUUGGAGACCCAGAGCACACAGUGUUUUUCUCUCGGCCAAAAGUGUACUCCUGUAGACAUCAGCGGAAACCAGCAGCUGUGCCUUGCUUUGACAGAAAAUGGUCUGUCUCUGAUUUUGUUUGGUUUAACUCAAGAGGAGUUCUUGAACAGACUAAUGAUCCAUGGCAGUGCCAGCACUGUGGACUACCUUUGUCAUCUCAAUGGUUGGGGACGGUGCUCAAUCCCCAUCCACGCUCUAGAGGCUGGCAUAGAAAAUCGUCAGCUGGACACAGUAGAUUUCUUCUUGAAGAGCAAGGAAAAUGUUCUUACUCCAUCUUCAAAAUCUGCUCCUGAUCACCAACACCACUUUUCGUCCCAUCUGUACCUAAGGCAGGUAGAAGAGAUGACCCCAGCCCUGGAUUUACUUUGCUCAGCAAUUAGAGAAAGUGACUCUGAAACCCAAAGCAAACACUUUGCAGAGCAGCUGCUUCACCUCACACUGUCUUUCCUUAACAAGCAAAUAAGAGAGCUUUUUCUCCACACUGAAGAGCUCGAUGAACAUUUACAGAAAGGAGUGGCUAUUUUGACGAGCCACAUCAAUGAACUUCGGACUUUUAUGAUAAAGUUUCCUUGGAAGCCAGGAGAUGCCAUAGAUGAAUCUGAUGUAAAUGAAGAUGUCCUCACAGUGAAGGAGGGCCAGGUUUGGGAGGAACUCAGCUUUGAGGAAGUUAUUGCUGAUGCCAUUUUAAAUAACAGAAUACCAGAGGCACAGACUUUCUUCAGGAAGACUGGUCAUUCCUCUCAGCGACUGGAGGAACUGGUUAGGAUAGGCCUAGAUUUGGCAUUUGACAGUUUGAAAAAGAACAACAUGGAGGAGGCCUCCAGGCUCCUGAGGAACUUGGGCUUCAGUGUGGAAGAUGAGUUGCUUAAGAUAUGCUUUUAUACAACUGAUAAAAACAUACGGGACUUUUUGGUUGAAAUUUUAAAAGAAAAGGAGUGCUUUUCUGAAAAAGAAAGAAGAACUGUAGACUUUGUCCAUCAAAUUGAAACACUUUAUUCAGGAUACUUCCAGGAAAAUGCACAGAUACAGGCUUUCCCCAGGUAUUGGAUAAAGGAACAGGACUGUUUCAAACACAAAUCUGUCUUGGACACACUCCUCAAAUGUGAUAAAAAAGAUGAGUUUAACAAACAGGACCAUAGACUUGCAUUGAAUUGGGCUCACUGGUGGGAUCUGCAAACACAGGAAUGUAUCCUCCUCCCCAGAAUAAGUCUACAAGAAUACAAAGCACGUUCCCCAGAAGCCCUGUGGAGACACCUCACGGCUCGCCAUGACUGGUCAAGCAUCAGCUUGUGGAUGGAAGAAUUUCAGACCCGGGAAACCAUGUCAGCUCAGCAGAGCAAGUGGCCACCUCUGAGUGCCGACAUCAUUGAGCAGAGCACGUGCUGCAACCGUCACAUGAGGAAUGAGAUUUUAGACAAGCUGGCCAGAAGUGGCGUUUUUCUUGCAUCUGAGCUGGAAGACUUUGACCUUCUCCUUCUGAGACUGAGCCGGAUUGGGGGCGUAAUGCAGGACACCCUCCCCGUGCAGAGCUACAAAUGCGAGGCAGGCUGCGACUUCCAUUCCCGAUUCAUCCUCUACUGUUUAGAGCACAGCCUGCAGCAUCUUCUCUACAGCUAUCUUGACUAUUACAGACUCAGUCCUGGAAAUUGUCCUUUUUUGGAAAAGAAAGAACUACAUGAAGCUCACCCUUGGCUUGAAUUUUUGGUUCAGUGUCGGCAAGUUUCCAGUAACUUGACAGAUCCCAAACUGAUCUUUCAGGCUAGCCUUGCAAAUGCUCAGAUUUUGAUUCCCACCAAUCAGGCCAGUGUGAGCAGUAUGCUGUUGGAAGGACACACCCUCUUGGCCCUCGCUACCACCAUGUAUGCUCCUGGGGGUGUCAGCCAGGUCAUUCAGAACGAAGACAGCGAGAACUGUUUGAAGAAAGUGGACCCCCAGCUACUGAAGAUGGCUUUAACACCUUACCCAAAGCUCAAAGCUGCACUCUUCCCACAGUGCACUGCUCCUGGUAUUCUGCCCUCUGAUAUUACACUCUACCACCUCAUUCAGUCCUUGCUACCCUUUGAUCCUAGCAGAUUGUUCGGCUGGCAGUCUGCCAACACACUAGCUAUAGGAGAUACAGCCAGUCAGCUCCCACACUUUUCCAGCCCUGACCUGGUGAAUAAAUACGCUGUAGUGGAACAUCUGAAUUAUGCAUAUUAUUUACAUCAUGGACGCCCAUCAUUUGCCUUUGGUACUUUUCUGGUCCAGGAGUUAAUCAAGAGUAAGACUCCCAAGCAACUGAUCCAACAAGUAGGCAAGGAGGCCUAUACAUUAGGGCUCUCUUCCUUCCACAACCCUUCGGUAGGGGCUGCCUGUGUCUGCUUCUUAGAAUUGCUUGGCCUCAGCAGCCUCAAGCUCAGAGUCGACCUGAAAAUGGCGAAUGUCAUUUUGGUCUCCGAGCGUAGACAUGAAGAUGCUCACUCCGGCUCCAGCAGAGAGUCUCUGGCUGAGAAGCUGUCUAAGCUUGGUGAUGGUGACAGGGCAACCACAGAAGAGCUGCUGCUUCUCUUGGAGGAAGGCGUGUGGAACAGCAUUGAGCAGCAGGGCUUUAGCAGGUUGUCCAGCGAGUCCAGCAGCCAGUGGGCAUUAGUGCUGCAGUUCUGCGUGCUCCAUGAUAUGAAACUGAGCGUGUCCUACCUUAGAGAAUGUGCCAAAGCAAACGAUUGGCUGCAGUUCCUGGUUCACAGCCAGCUCCACAACUUCCACCCAGAAGAGGUGGAAUCUCUUCUUCAGUAUUUCAGUCCUGUCCUUCAGAGCCACUUGAAGCUGGCUUUUGAGAAACUGUCAUCAGGGUCCUUCUCUAGAGACAACAACUGCCUCCAGGAACUCCAGAAAAACAAAGAAGAAACAAGUGAUUUCUUUGAAGUUCUCCAGCGGUGCUCGGAUGAGCCAGCCUCUUGGUGCUGGCUCUUGGCUGAGGCAGUGAAACGUCGGGUUCCUAUUCUCAGUGUCCUGGCCUCCUGUAUCCAGGGUGCCAGUGUUGUCCCUUGUCUCUGUGUUUGGAUUGUCACCUCUGUGGAGGACAAGGUUGCAGCUGAAGCAAUGGGACACAUUCAGGUCUCUAUAGAGGACCAUCAUUGGAGCCUUGGGGACCUGGCCAUCAUCUGGAGAACUGUAUUGACAAGACGGAAGAGCCACACUCUCAUCCGAGGUCUCCGGCUCUUCAUUAAGGAUUCCCCACUUCUAUUGAUUAUGGAGAUGUAUGAACUAUGUAUGUUCUUCAAGAAUUAUGAGAAAGCCAAAGUUAAGCUUGUGGAGUUCCAGAAAAGCCUUGAAACGCUUGACACAGAAGCUACGGGGGUCCUUCCUAUCAUACCUGCCACGUGGAUGAAGGACCAGGUGUGUUUCCUUUUGAAACUUAUGCCACAACAGUGUGAGACGCAGUAUGAGCUGGGGAAACUCCUCCAGCUGUUUGUCGGGACUGAGCAGCUCUUCUGCAAUGGUCCAGACGUGCAGAAGCUCUGUCUCCUCAGCCAAGUCCUGAAGGACACACCUGUGGCCAUCAGCCCUGCAGUCAUUUCUAGCUACAGCGCUGAGCACUUUCAACAGGAAUGUAGCUCUAUUUUGGAGAAGCUGAAGGCAGAUGGACAGUUUGCUGUGGCCAGGAGGGUGGCAGAGUUAGCAGCCCUGCCUGUGGACAGCUUGGUGAUUGAACAGUUAACCCAGGAAAUGCAAACACUAACACACACUCAGCAGUGGUCCCUGAAACAAGCAAGACUUGACUUCUGGAAAAAAUGCCAUGAAAAUUGUAAGAAAAACUCUGUUUCAAACAGAGCAGCCUCUGCCUUCUUCUCCAGCCAGGCCUCUGUGGUGAGUGAACACCCCACUGAGCAGGGCAGCCUUGAGGAACGCCAUCUGCUGCUCACACUGGCAGGCCACUGGCUUGCUCAAGAAGAACUGGAGGAGGACCUGCCCGUGGAGGAACUGGAGGAGCUGGAGAAACAGAUUUGGCUCUGCCGCAUUGCCCGGCACACAUGCGGAGAGGCCGAAGAGGAAACCGAGGCCAGCCUCUCGCAACAGAAGUUGGCUGCUGCUGAACUUUCUUUUGAUAGCUUAGCCAGUGAGUUUUCCUUCUCCAAGCUUGCUGCUUUGAACACAUCCAAAUACUUAGACCUUAAUGGUCUUCCAUCCAAGAAGAUGUGUGAGAACGAACUGGAACAGGAAGAGCAGGAGUCACUGAGCACCCUGAUUGGGCAGCUGCUGGAUGGUGGCUGUGUGCAUGAAGCAAGUAGAGUGUGCCAGUACUUCCGUUUCUACAGUCAGGAUCUUGUGCUGGUGUUGCACUGCAGAGCCUUGGCCUCAGGAGAGGCCAGCAUGGAAGACUUGCACUCAGAGAUCUGUGCUCUCCUCUCAAGUGCCGCACUGCCUGAGGACCCGGAGAGCCCUAACGUCCCUCUUCGGAAAGUCCAUAGCACUUCGAGUUUGGAUAGUCAGUCGUUUGUGAUGGUACCACCUACUGAUGAAAUGGCCAGGAAUCUCCAAGCUCUCAUAAGCAAGUGCCUCCAUGGGAAGAAUUACUGCCGGCAGGUCCUUUGUCUGUAUGAACUUGCCAAGGAGUUGGGCUGUUCCUAUGGAGAUGUUGCUGCCAGGGACAGUGAAGCCAUGCUCCGGACAAUCUUGGCUUCUCAACGGCCUGACCGAUGCAGACAAGCCCAGGUCUUCAUCAACACCCAGGGCCUUGAACCAGACACUGUGGCUGAACUAGUAGCUGAAGAGGUGACACGGGAGCUACUGACUCCAUCAGAGGGAACAGGAGAAAAGCAACCUUUCAACCCAGCAGAGGAAAGCCAGACGUUUCUUCAGCUAACUGCUUUGUGUCAAGACCGUACAUUGGUAGGCAUGAAGUUGUUGGACAAGAUUCCAUCUGUCCCCCACGGGGAGCUGUCCUGCACCACAGAGCUCCUGAUCCUGGCCCAUCACUGCUUCACCUUUACGUGUCAUAUGGAAGGCAUCAUCAGAGUCCUGCAGGCUGCCCGGAUGCUUACAGAUAACCACUUGGCUCCCAACGAGGAGUAUGGAUUAGUGGUACGCCUCCUCACUGGCAUCGGACGGUACAACGAGAUGACAUACAUAUUUGACUUGCUGCAUCAAAAGCAUUAUUUUGAAGUUCUGAUGAGGAAGAAGCUAGAUCCAACCGGCACCCUGAAGACAGCUCUGCUAGACUACAUCAAACGCUGCCGCCCUGGAGACAGCGAAAAGCACAAUAUGAUUGCUCUGUGCUUCAGCAUGUGCCGAGAGAUAGGGGAGAAUCACGAGGCUGCAGCUUGCAUCCAGCUGAAGCUGAUUGAGUCUCAGCCCUGGGAGGAAAGCCUCAAGGAUGGAGCCCAACUAAAACAGCUCCUACUGAAAGCCCUGACUCUGAUGUUGGAUGCAGCGGAGAGUUAUGCCAAGGACUCCUGUGUGCGACAGGCCCUGCACUGUAACCGGCUCACCAAGCUGAUAACACUACAGAUUCACUUUCUCAACAGUGGCCAGAACACAAUGCUUAUCAACUUAGGCCAUCAGAAACUAAUGGACUGUAUCAUGACCCUGCCUCGGUUCUACCAGGCUUCUAUUGUAGCUGAGGCCUAUGACUUUGUUCCUGAUUGGGCUGAAGUACUCUACCAGCAAGUGAUUCUUAAAGGAGACUUUAGUUACUUGGAAGAAUUUAAGCAGCAGAAGUUACUAAGACCCAAUAUAUUUGAAGACAUUUCCAAAAAAUAUAAACAACACCAGCCUACUGACAGGGUCACAGAAAACCUGAAGAAGUUACUUUCAUAUUGUGAAGAUAUCUACCUGUAUUACAAGUUGGCAUAUGAACACAAAUUUUUUGAAAUUGUAAAUAUGCUUCUGAAAGACCCUCAAACAGGAUGCUGUCUUAAAGAUAUGCUCACAGGUUAGAAGAUCUGAAAGGUGCUUGAUUGCUUGUUUGUAACUAUACGGCUCUAAGGGAUGUUCAAUCACAAUAAAGUAUUUGGAGAUCUUUAUCCCCAUUUGAGUUGAAAAGUCCAGAAAUACACCACACUGCAUCAGUCAUUUGUGGCUGUAGGGAAUGGAGGAGAAAUUAGUAUUGAGAUCAAAAUCGUCUUGUUAGAAUGGCUUCUACAUCAGAGAAACAAUAGUGGUUAAAGAACACCUGUACCUGCAGGUUCCAUUUUCAAAGCAAUUUAAUCUUAUUUACACAGUUAAGGAACAGGUGAUACAUUUUCAUGAGUUAGAAACUGAUCUUUCUAUAAUAAAAUAGGUUUUAAUUCA